AUGGCGUUACGUGGUCUUAAAGUACUUGAAUUAUCCGGUUUAGCACCUGUUCCAUUUUGUGGUAUGCUUCUUGCUGAUUACGGUGCUUCUGUAAUACGUAUCGAACGAACAGAUGAUCGGAAAAAUGCUAAACUCGAUAAACUUGCUCGAGGCAAACGAUCAAUUUCAAUUGAUCUUAAAAUAUCAACAGGAAUUGAUAUAUUGCGACAUUUAUCAUCGACAGCUGAUGUUCUUAUCGAACCAUUUCGACCAGGUGUUAUGGAAAAACUUGGUUUAGGUCCAGAUGUUUUACUAAAAGAUAAUAAACGUCUUAUUUAUACUCGUGUAUCAGGUUACGGACAAGAUGGUACUUUAGCAAAGAAAGCUGGACAUGAUAUUAAUUACUUGUCAAUCAGUGGUUUAUUAUCCAUGUUUGGAAGAUCAAAAGAAAAACCAUAUGCACCUAUUAAUCUAGCAGCUGAUUUUGCUGGAGGUGGUUUAUUAGCUGCUUAUGCAAUUAUGGCUGCUUUAUUUGAACGACAAACUACAAAUCAUGGACAAGUACUUGAUUUAUCACUUGCUGAAGGAUCAGCUUAUGUUAGUUCAUGGAUGUGGGCUUCACGCGAUCUACCUAUGGUAUGGUUUGGUGAUAAACGUGGUGAAAAUCUUCUUGAUGGUGGCGUUCAUUUUUAUGAUACAUAUGAAACAUCCGAUGGACUUUAUAUAGCUGUUGGUGCACUUGAACCACAAUUUUAUAGUCAAUUGCUUAUUGGACUUGGUCUUGAUCCGAAAGAUGAAAAUCAUAAUCAAAUGAAUAUUCAUGAAAUGAAAGAAAAAUUUGAGCAAAUUUUUAAAACAAAAAGUCAAAAACAAUGGACAGAAAUAUUCGAUAAAUUAGAUGCUUGUUGUACACCUGUACUGAGCUGGGAUGCAGCACAUCAACAUGAACAUAAUCAACAAAGAAAAAAUUUUGCAUCAACAAAUGAAAAUAAGGAUAAACUUGUUCCAACCAUAGCUCCGAGAUUUUCAUCAUCGAAAUUACCAUCUAUUGAUCGACCAUCUCCACAUUCAGGUGAACAUACUAUUGAGAUCUUACGUGAAGUUGGUUAUAGUAAAGAAAAUAUUGAAGAAUUUAUUAAAAAGAAUAUUGUGCAAAGUGUUGAACGAUCGAAAUCAAAAUUAUAA
Messenger RNA from Adineta steineri, 1164 nucleotides. Lineage: Eukaryota; Metazoa; Rotifera; Eurotatoria; Adinetida; Adinetidae. The record is from the annotation of a GenBank genome assembly.